CGCAUAAUUAUUUCUCUCAAAGCAUUAAAUGAACCUCCAGGUUUGACGACUCUGACACACGACACUGGGGUCUCUUAGAACCCCCAAGGGUCCACUCCUUGAUAUGCUUCCGACAGGGACCCCCCUGGCCAGAGUAGUUCCUUGGCCGUAGCACCCGUUGCAGAGAAUCUUGAAGCAAUCAAUGCCGUCGGGCGUUAAAGAUUUCUAAGUCAACAUUCAGGAACCGUCGUCCCAUCAAUCUCAAACAUUGACCAAAGCCUCUUAGCUUGUUUCCCAAGACCGAUCCCUGUAAAUGUCAAGAUGGGGUGUCUUUUCAGAAUCUCUGUCGUUGGACAGAUGAUAAGCUGACGUUUCUUCUCUCUCAUGUCCGCUUGCAUAUAUCUCAUUUUGCUUCAUCUGAGGCGUGGCAACCAAUCCGGGGAUCGGCUCUUGGACAUCGAAAUUGCUCUUGCGCUUAUUACAUUCCAUCCUUGCACUCCAUCGUCAUCUUGGACCCAGUUCCCUGCUUGUUGCCGGCCGUUUAACCGCAUUCGACUCGAUUCUCAUCAACGGCUUCAUACGAUAGGCUUCCGUCAAAGGCGGGGUGGUCCCUGUGAGACGAGGGCCUUUUAUCCUCAAAAUCCAAGCAUAGAUCUCGCCCCCGCGCUGCAUUGGGCUUUGCUUUGCUUCACCCACUGUUCGUGUGUCAAUCUAUUCUAGACGCUUUACAAAACGACCCCCUCGUGCAGUCGCGAGACAUUUCAAUCAUGGCUACAAAUCUGUCACGGGCUGCUACUGUAUCGGCCGCCUCCGGAUAUCAACGUCGUAGGGGAAGCUUCACCGCCGACUGGACAGACAGCCAUUCUCUUUCCAAACAUUCAUUCGACAAGCGGGUUUCCAGAGACGAUCUUGCACUCAUUCUCAAGAGCUCAAAGAAGGGCAACGUGACGGCGUUUCAUAUACCGAUCCAUGGCCGACUUCCAUCCCCCGAACACAGCCCGCGAACCUCGUCACUGACGAGAACGACUUGGGUGCGAACUUCAACUCCGGAUUCUAUGAUAGAUUCUGGUGAGACUGGUGUUAUUGCUGUUGGUAUGGCAAUCGGAAGUCCAACACAAAUGGGAGACUUUGCGCCCACACCCUGGAAUCCACAGAACAGAGCCAUGAAUGCAGUCGUCGACAUCCCGGAGCCGAUGCCAGAGCCAGUGCCAGAGCCAGUCGAUGAGACCCAGCAGAAGGCUCGUAAAUGGGGUCUUUUCCGAUCAAAGUCGAAGCGAGCUACACGGCCAGAGAAGCCUCAACGAUCUAUGACGGAGAGUGUCAAUACUUCUACUACAUCAUUAGGUUCUUCUGGAAUGCCGACUUCAGCACCAGCAGAUCAGAGUUCACGGAAAAUGCCAAAGCAUAAACCGAUCGUCAUUCGAUCUCAAACUGAACCAAUUAUAUCAGAACCCGCGCAGACGAUUGCUGAAGUGCCCCGGUCGGUACCAACGUCAGCGGAGGUGAAACCUAUUUCGCCAGGAAAACUAACAAAGGAGAAGCCUGCUCUCCAGCGCAAGGCAUCAAAGGAAUCGAAGCUGAAGGAUCCAGGUUCGGGCGGUAUAGGCCGAAAAAUGUCGCUAAGGGGCCUUCGAGGUGACUCUAGUAAGAAGAGAUCAGAAAAAGCAAUCGCACCGCCGCCCUCAUCACCGCCUCCGAUGCCUCCGAUGCCUGCUAUUCCUCACUCUCUGCUAGAUGUUGAGAUUCCUAGCAUCAAGAUGGAUCGAUAUAGUGUCAUGUUUAACAGUGUUUUACAGCCACCCCAAGGGUCAGCCUCCUCACUUCUUGCUCGACGACAGGCUACUCUCGACCAUCUGAAGUCUGUGAAGGACGCAAUCGCCGAGAAUCGAGACGAGUCUCUUCGGCCACGGAGGGCAACAUCGCCACAGCCCUCCCCAACGUUUGUUUCACAGGAUAACUCAAAAUCUCUGCCUUCACCUCGGUUCCGAGCCAACACAUCGCCGGCUUUAUUGGACUCAUCAUAUUAUCACUCAGAAGAGUCCCCUGAGGCAGUCACGCCAAGAGUCGCCCAAAUUUCGCGGUCAGAAUCUCAGCACAACAAGUUCGCAGCGCAAGCUACGCAUUACCAGCCUGCACUUGUCUCCAAAUUUAACAGACGUCCCAGUGCUGCGUCUACGGAUAAGAUUAACGUUACUUCUGCAAAGCAGAUCUCACCUCCUGUGCCCAUUAUCUCGCCCAACACCCACUUCAAGCAUUCAUCUCCAUUUAUUCCCUCACCUGGCACAGUUCCUGAAUCUCCUGAACACACAGACGACGAGAAAGAUGUUCAGGUAGCUAAGGGAAGACUCUCUUCUCCUUCGGAACCCUCGUGGCACAUGGUCUCGCCCCCAGCUUCCAUCACGUCCUCCAGCGCCGAAACCUCGAGGCGAUUCUCACCAUCUUCAUCAUUGGCUUCGCCCAAGAAGCAAGCUCCCGAGGCUGAUGCCCAAGAGGCCUUACGCAACGCUGUUGAGAUCUCCAUCGCUCGCCAGAUCAGCGUCUCGCACCAGCAACGCAAGAUGCUGCACCCGCUAAAGAGCAACCCCAGCUUGAGACAUCGAGGUAACGGCAGCCCGAGCGGACCAGGUUACAUCGCGAUUGAGAAGGAUGAGCGUCUAGCUGAGACCAAGUCAUCUACCCCUACCUUGGUGCACCCGAGGGAGUUGACUCACUCUCCGGAUGCUUACCAAAUACACCGCAAGAGUGAGAGAGUGAUUCUUGAGGAAUCUUAAUCUCGCAUUUCAUAACGAACAACCAGAUCACCAUUUUAGUUUGAUUUCAUCUUGGUCACGAUUUCUACAAUACCCUUUUCAUGAUGCUCUGGCAGCAUCUCAACAUGGCGGACUCAACUGGUUUGAGCCGCCCUGUACAUACUACAGAGGGUAUCUUUCCCUCCUAUACGUUUGUCUCCUUUGUAUACUACGCUUUCAGUGACGGAUAUGUUUGGACAUUAUGGAUUACGGAUUACAGCAAGGCGCCAGAGAAGCAUGAAUGGGCAAGACAGGGGACACCAGCCUCGUCCCUAGAGCAUCUCGUUGGAGUUUCUUCUUCUUCAAAAAGCAAAGGGGUUGUCAUUUCUUUUAAGCACUCUGGGUCCAAAGGCCCAGAUUUUAUUCUUCUUUGUGUAUCUUUCGAUCAUAUUAGGCUUGGUGAUAAGAGAGCAUUUCACGCUUGUCCAGUUUAUGGACUUUUUUUUUAACAUGUCAAAAAGAAUGAUUCCCAUUUGGCACCCA
Messenger RNA from Fusarium verticillioides 7600, 3251 nucleotides. RefSeq lists its product as hypothetical. The record is from RefSeq and is a predicted model, not a curated record. Bases 747 to 2750 code for a protein of 667 amino acids. The transcript has 2 exons. NCBI's taxonomy places the organism in Eukaryota, Fungi, Ascomycota, Sordariomycetes, Hypocreales, Nectriaceae.